Seriola dumerili (greater amberjack) is the source of this 1596-nucleotide messenger RNA. RefSeq names its product methyltransferase like 26 (gene mettl26). NCBI's taxonomy places the organism in Eukaryota, Metazoa, Chordata, Actinopteri, Carangiformes, Carangidae. The transcript is spliced from 6 exons. The record is from RefSeq and is a predicted model, not a curated record. The coding region runs from base 130 to 750 and encodes 206 amino acids.
CAGAGGAAAAACAAAACAUUCGUGGGUGUCGUUGAGUUAGUCAAUCUGGAGCAACGUUAUUUAGGUCUGCUGCAGUGGUUGCAUAAGCUGUACCGUACAAGUCGACAGUUAUACCCGGGGUUUGGCAAGAUGCUGAGCGCCGCCGCCGCGGAGAGGAACAAGGAGCCCAUACUGGUGGUGCUCCGGGAGACCGUGAACACCGGGAGACCCCUGCAGGCUCUGGAGAUCUCCUCCGGUACCGGGCAGCACGUCACACACUUCGCUCAGGCCCUGCGGAAUAUAACCUGGCAGCCUUCAGAGUAUGACCACCAGUCUCUAGACAGUAUAGAAGCGUACAGAGCUCGCUACCAGCUGAGCAAUGUGAAGCCCGCCAUCCACCUGGAUGCUUCUCUGCCCCAUCAAUACUGGGGGGGGGUACAGGCAGAGAGCCUCGACCUGGUAGUCAACAUCAACAUGAUCCACAUUUCUCCAAUGGCUUGUACAGAGGGUUUAUUCAAAGGGGCCGGGGCGGUGUUGAAGCCGCAAGGUCUUCUAUUCACAUACGGGCCCUAUGCAGUGAAUGGUCAGAUCACCCCACAGAGCAAUGUUGACUUUGACUACAGCCUACGGCAGAGGAAUCCAAAGUGGGGACUCAGAGAUAUCUCCCUCCUGAGCUCUUUAGCACAAAGAAACGGUUUAUUCCUGGAGAAGAUAGUGGACAUGCCAGCAAACAACAAGUGUCUUCUGUUCAGGAAGGAGAGUUUGGUGUGAAGUAUCCUGUUGUUCCGUUUUCUGAAAGGAGACCAUGUUUGGAGCAGGAUGGUCAAAGCGCCUUAACCUAGACUUGAAGUUCAGACACAUUGACAAAUUUUCCAGAGCUGUAAAUGAAUCAUGUUUCUCCAUGUUCUCAUAAACACUGACUUUAGAUAAAAAUCAUUUGAUCUGAACUGUUACGAUGAUACACUAUGAUACACUAUAUUGCACACUUGAGUAAAAUGAAUAAGGCUCACAGAUACAUUGGUUGUGUACUACAUUUAACUUAAGUCAGCCACCUACCUACUUUUUCAUUUCUUCAUUCACUUUGCAGAGACUGUCAGUAAAACUAAGUUAGCAGAAGUGCUUUGCAGAGAGAUGUAAUAGAGAAUGUGCUGCACAUUAGAUCUUGAAAGUAUACAUGAUAACAUGAGGGGAUCUAUAUAAAACAUCUAUGUAAAUAACUAAUAGAAAGAGCCUGAUACAAACAAAUAUAAUACAAUAAAACAGAAAAACAAUAUAGAUGUCAUAUACUGUAGGCGUCUAUUUCUUUCAUGUCACAAGCUAGCUGUUUCUGAUCGAUUUGUGUGGCUGCUAUUCUGGCUACAGUCUUAUUUUUCACAAUACAAACAUACAGAAUACAUGUCAAAAGAAAGAAGAUCUAUAUUUCAACUUAUUUAAAAAAGAGCAUUUCAGCAUUGGUGUAAAUGGGCUCACAACACAUCUGGAAUGUAGUACAACCUGUGUUGUAAUGAAUAUAUAUUGUACAUACAAAAGGAUCUCUCACAACUUCAUUAACAUACAGUAUUUAACAUAUUUUUGUCUUUUGAUUUAAAGGGUUGUUAUUAAAUAUCAGCUUUUCUU